Molecule: messenger RNA, 3087 nt
Organism: Varanus komodoensis (Komodo dragon)
Lineage: Eukaryota; Metazoa; Chordata; Lepidosauria; Squamata; Varanidae
Gene: NGLY1
Product: N-glycanase 1
Exons: 12
Coding region: 243-2159 (638 amino acids)
Biological process (GO): protein deglycosylation; protein quality control for misfolded or incompletely synthesized proteins; glycoprotein catabolic process
Cellular component (GO): nucleus; cytoplasm; cytosol
Molecular function (GO): peptide-N4-(N-acetyl-beta-glucosaminyl)asparagine amidase activity
Source: RefSeq, a predicted model, not a curated record
UAAGCUGCAGAAAAAUGGAGCGUUCCAGUCACAACUGCGUCGCCGCCACCCCUUUCUAAGCCACCAUAGAACUUUCUAAAAGGCAGAGAAGCAGUGGAAAUUCCGCCCGCUCGCUCCACUUUUCUGGAGUCGCUGCCUGAGUCAGCUUUAUGCAGAAAUAAGCGCGGGCGGGCGCCUAGCGAUUUAGAAGUUUCUUGCUCACUGCCAAGGACACCCGGGUGGGCAGAGGCCGCUACAGAGCGAUGGCAGCUGCGGGGAAUUCCUCCACACCGACCAUCUCGCGAGCAGUGAGCGAGCUCUGCCAGAAUCCCACAGAAACGGUUUUAGAGGCCUCCCGGUUGCUGCUUACCUAUGCGGAUAAUAUCAUAAGACACCCACAUGAAGAAAAAUAUCGGUAUAUUCGGCUUGGAAAUCAAGCAUUUUCCACAAGAUUAUUACCUGUCAGAGGAGCUGUUGAAUGUCUCUUUGAAAUGGGAUUUGAAGAGGGGGAAACACAUCUUGUUUUUCCAAAGGAAGCAUCAAUUGAGCAGCUACACAAAAUUCGUGAUCUAAUUGCUGGAGAAAGAAAUAGCCGGUUAAAUAGAACAAAUCAAAAUGAAAGAUCAGGGUCCUCUCAGAAGAUAACCAACACUCAGCCUCUUGCGGCUCAACCUCCAGGAGCUACUGCCAGUGUAGAGCCUCAGUCUGCUGUCAUGACAACUGAAUCCAUUUUUUUGAAGACCCUUCAGUCAAACUUCCUACAUGUCAUGGUAUAUGAGAACCCUGUUUUACAAAGGAAAGUAUUGGCUUGCAUCCCAAUCCAACAACUGAGAAAGAAAGCUCAAGAAAAGUUAACAGAAGUCAGAGAAAAGGACAGAGGCUCCCUUGUGAAUGAAGAGGAUAUUCUGUUGCUAGAGCUCUUGAACUGGUUUAAAUAUGAUUAUUUCCAGUGGGUAAAUAAUCUUCCAUGCAGCAAGUGUGGAGGCCACACAGAAUCUAGAGAUAAUUUGUCACCCAGCGACGAUGAUCUGAGAUGGGAUGCAAAUAGGGUUGAAAAUCAUUUCUGUACCCAAUGCCAGUUCAGCAACAGAUUUCCAAGGUACAACAAUCCUGAGAAACUUUUGGAAACUAGACGUGGGCGUUGUGGAGAAUGGGCCAACUGUUUUACUCUAUGCUGCAGAGCUGUAGGAUUUGAAGCAAGAUAUGUUUGGGAUGCAACAGAUCAUGUAUGGACUGAAGUGUAUUCUUCAUCUCAGAAGAGAUGGCUCCAUUGUGACCCUUGUGAAAAUGUUUGUGAUAAACCCCUUCUGUAUGAAAUUGGCUGGGGGAAAAAACUCUCCUACAUUAUUGCUUUCUCUAAAGAUGAGGUUGUUGAUGUCACUUGGCGCUACUCUUGCAAACACGAAGAACUGCUCUCCAGAAGGACCCUAAUCAAAGAGGCAGUGCUACGAGAAACUAUCAAUAAUCUUAACAAAGUGAGACAGCAAUCUUUGACUGAAGGAAGAAAAAGAGAGCUCUUAGAAAGAAUCAUUGUGGAGCUUGUUGAGUUCAUUUCUCCUAAAACUCCUAAGCCUGGAGAACUUGGUGGAAGGGUAUCUGGAUCAAUGGCUUGGAGAGUUGCCAGAGGUGAAAUUGCUUUAGAGAAUAAAGAAGUCAUUUUUAUUCCAACUGGAAAAGAGAAAGCCUCUAAACUUCUCCACCUCAGAUACAAUAUAGUUGAAGACUGUUACACAAGACUAUCAAAUAACAAUGAAAAGAUUCAUGGCUGGGAGAAAGGGGUGUGGAAGAUGGACUCCAUAUGGAGAAAGGUUGAGUCAGACUGGGAAAUGGUUUAUUUAGCUCGAAAUGAAGGAUCAUUGUCUGGCUACAUUUGCUGGAAGUUUGAAUGUGGCUCUGUUGGUCUAAAAAUAGAAAACAUUUCAAUCAAAACAAGCAGUCAGACAUUUCAGAGUGGAAAAGUAAGGUGGAUGCUGCACUCUGGAGACACUGUAGCUGAUGUGAAUGGAGAUAAAAUACUUCACACUUACCCUGGUAUUUGCAAUGUAACAGAUGUUACCUUGGAAGCUGAACUUAGUGGAGGGGAUGGUGAUAUCGCAUGGCAACACACACAGCUAUUUAGGCAAGGUUUAAAAGAGGGCGAGGAUUGUCUUGAGAUCAUUAUAAAAUUCAGUGAGCUUUGAAUUUCUCUCAGCAGAUAUUCAAAAAAGAUAUCUGUAUCAACCAAGGCCUUCUGGCACAAAAUAAAUGAAAAAGAGACUAUGAACUGCUUGUCAGAAGGUCUUGCCUCAAACAGUGUACUUUUCAUAUUACUACUGAGAAGAAACAGAUUUUGUCAAUGUGAAACAUAAAAAGAUCCUGGAAUCUUGUAAAUGUUCUCUUGAAAAUGUGCAUCGAAUACACAUACAUACAUACACAUUUCAAAAGGAAAAAGAGGCAACGUUUUACAUUCAAAAAGCAAGAAAAAUAAUGCUGUGAUCCUGUGAAUAUGUACUUGACAGUAAACUACAUUGACAAAGCAGCAUUUACUUCUGGGUAAACAUGCAUAGACUUGGGCUUCAAAGUUAGCAUUCAUAUUUCUAAUGUUUCAUCUAUUGUGGAAGAAGAGUUUUAAAAAGAAUGAAGAUUUUAACAUCUUUUAACUUUGGAUUUUGGAAUUUGAUUUUUAAAAAUACAUCAUAGAAUCAUAGACUAGAAGAGUUGGAAGGGGCCAUGAAGGCCAUCAAAUCCAACCUCCUGCUGUUGCAGGAUACCACAUUACACCAUCCCACUCUGAUGGCUGUCUAGGUUCUUUUUGAAUGUCUCCCGUGUGGAGGAGCCCACGACCUCCUUGUGAUGUUUGAGCUUUCUCUUUGAUCAUAAUUUUAUAAUAAGGAAUUUAUUGUACUCAUAAUAUUAGGGUAAGAUUAUGGAACUGUGGAAUAAUUACUAGCUUGUGAUUUCAUUUUUGUUAAAUGUAAUAGGCUAUUGAAAAUGAAAUUUCAUUGACAAAGUAGCUGAUUUUGAUGUCUGCUAUGUCCUCUAUUUCCCAAAUUGAAUAUAAAAAGAUCCAGAAUGAAAUAUUUUGGAAGUUGAUAAUAAGAAAAUAAAUUUACAGUGUUCUUAAAAUCC